AUCUUGACGUUUUUUAUGUUCUGUACACGUAAAGUCCGUUAUCUGUGUAAUUUAGGUGUCUUUUAAGUGUGUGAUUCCGUAUAUUCGGAAUGGGGGACUCUUUAGAGGCGUCAGAAACGGCGCCGGAGAGCCAGAACGUGGCGAUAGUUGAAAUAAACGCUUUUACCAAUUUUAUUCUAAAAGCCGCAACGGUUUUACUACCCGAAGAUGACGGUCAGGCCGAACCGACAAACUUAAGCUCUUCUUUAGACGAUAAAACUAAUCAGGAGUUUAUCAAGAAGUUUCUAAGCGACCCGCAAGUGCAGACUUUGUACAUCCAGAGGAAUUCCUCCAAAGAUGAUGAUAAUGAUCAGCCCCCAGAAGGUGAGGAGGAAAAGGAGCCUGUCACUUACUAUGUUUGCAAUGAGGUUCAUUAUUCAAGUUCCAAAAUGUCAUCCUUGGUUUGCAUUAAACGUGGGGCUGUGGUUGAGGCUGAUAAAAGCAUCAGGGCUCAAGUAAGGCUGUUGAAUUUUAGCGAUGGAUCUCCCUACGAAAUUUUGCAUUCCUAUGUUAGCAAAUCAGUGGCUCCUUUCUUUAAGUCUUAUGUUAAGGAGAGUGGAAGAGCAGAUAGAGAUGGCGACAAAAUGGCGCCUGCAGUCGAAAAAACAAUCGCCGAACUGGAAAUGGGUCUUUUACACCUUCAACAGAACAUCGACAUCCCGGAAAUUUCUCUACCUGUGCACCCAUACGUGGCCAGCUUGAUAAAGCAGUGCGCCGACGAGGGCCGCAAACCCAAAGUCGCCGAUUUCAGCGACAAAGUGGAAGAUUCAAACUUUUUAAACCAGCUGCAACACGGCGUUAACAGAUGGAUUAAGGAGAUUCAAAAGGUGACCAAGUUGGAUAGGGAUCCAUCGUCGGGGACAGCGUUGCAGGAGAUUAGUUUCUGGUUGAAUUUGGAAAGGGCGCUUCAUAGGAUACAGGAGAAGAGGGAGAGUAUGGAGGUGGCUUUGACGUUGGAUAUUUUGAAGCACGGGAAGAGAUUCCAUGCUACCGUAUCGUUCGAUACUGAUACAGGGUUAAAGCAAGCCAUAGCUACAGUUAACGAUUAUAAUCCGUUGAUGAAGGAUUUCCCUAUCAACGAUCUUUUGGCGGCCACUGAGUUGGAGAGAAUUCGUGCUUCUGUGCAACUGAUAUUCGCGCAUUUACGUAAAGUGAGAUCAACGAAAUACCCCAUACAGCGAUGCUUACGUCUGGUCGAAGCUAUCUCACGUGAUGUGGGAGCCCAGCUACUCAAAGUCUUGGGUACAAGGCGUCUAAUGCACAUUCCGUUCGACGAAUUCGAAAAAGUAAUGACACAUUGCUUCGACGUGUUCGCCAUCUGGGAGGACGAAUACGAAAAACUACAGGCCUUACUUCGCGACAUAAUGAAGAAGAAACGUGACGAGCACAUCAAGAUGGUUUGGCGCAUAGCUGCGCACCACAAGAAGCUCCAAAACCGCAUGGAGCAGAUGCGAAAGUUCCGCCGACAGCACGAGCAGCUUCGUACUGUUAUAGUGCGCGUUUUACGCCCUACAGUGCGCGAAGCUGCAGCUACCGCUGAAGGCGAAGAGGAGCCAGCAAAACCGACGUUCUCCCUUGAUGCAGCUGAUGCUAACGCUAUCGAGGAGGUAAAUUUAGCGUAUGAAAACGUGAAAGAAGUUGAUUGUUUGGAUAUCUCCAAGGAAGGUCAGGAUGCUUGGGAUGCAGCUGUGCAGCGCUACGAAGAGCGCAUUGAUAGAGUCGAAACUCGCAUCACAGCCCAUCUUAGAGACCAAUUGGGAACGGCUAAAAAUGCCAAUGAGAUGUUCAGGAUUUUCUCUCGCUUCAACGCUCUAUUUGUAAGGCCGCAUAUUAGAGGCGCCAUACGCGAAUACCAAACUCAUUUAAUUCAAAGAGUAAAGGAUGAUAUUGAGGCUCUGCACGAGAAGUUUAAGGUUCAAUACCCACAAAGUAACAGCGCUAGAAUCAGUAAAGUGAGAGAUUUACCUCCAGUGGCGGGCUCUAUAGUGUGGGCCAAACAAAUCGACCAUCAACUUACAACUUACCUUAGAAGAGUGGAAGAUGUUUUGGGUAAAGGUUGGGAGAACCACAUCGACGGUCAGAAGCUUAAAGCCGAUGGAGACAGCUUCAGGUUAAAGCUGAACACCCAGGAAAUCUUCGAUGACUGGGCGAGAAAUGUUCAACAGAGGAAUUUGGGCGUAUCAGGAAGAAUUCUUACCAUUGAAGCUGUUAGGUCAAGAAAUGGCAGAGGCAAUGUCUUGAAGCUGAAAGUAAACUUCCUCCCGGAAAUCAUUACUUUAGCCAAAGAAGUGCGUAACUUAAAAUGCCUGGGCUUCAGAGUACCUCUUGCAAUCGUCAAUAAAGCCCAUCAAGCUAAUCAACUUUAUCCCUUUGCUAUUUCCCUAAUUGAAAGUGUCAGGACAUACGAAAUGACUUUGGAAAAGAUCGAAGAUAAAGCCAGCAUAAUACCGUUGGUAGCCGGUAUGCGCAAGGAAGUCCAACAAUUGAUCGCCGAUGGAAUACAGUUAGUCUGGGAGAGUUAUAAGUUGGACCCCUACGUCCAAAAACUGUCCGACACAGUUGUAAGUUUUCAGGAACGCGUUGAAGAGCUCGUUAUCGUUGGAGAGCAAUUGGAUGUUGAUGUGAGAUCACUGGAAACUUGCCCAUACUCAGCAAACACUUUUGCAGACAUUUUAUCGAAAAUACAACACGCCGUUGAUGAUUUAUCGUUAAAGCAAUACUCGAAUUUGCAUAUUUGGGUGACAAGACUCGAUGAGGAAGUGGAGAAAAAUUUGUCGCGACGUUUACAAGCCGGCGUGGAAGCGUGGACAGACGCUCUAAACGGCCAAAAGAAGGAAAUCGACCACAGUAUGGAUACAGAUGCGCCGGCUCAACCAACGCACAAACCAGGCGGUGAUCCGCAGAUUCAAGUCGUAGUGCACGAAGUCAGAAUCACAAAUCAAACAAUGUAUUUGUAUCCCAGUAUAGAAGAAGCUAGAUUCCAAAUAAUGCAGCAGUUAUUCGCCUGGCAAGCUAUCGUAACGUCGCAACAAAGGUUACAGAGCAGUAGGUACCAAGUUGGAGUGGAUAAACCUGUUACAGAAACCUACAGAAACAUUCUGACAAAGCUACCUGGCGGUCCGGUACCUUUAAACAACGCCUAUGAAGCUAUAGCCGGUAAAACCAAGGAAAUACAGAAAUACGUCAACGAGUGGCUAACGUAUCAGUCCUUGUGGGACCUCCAAGCCGAUAAUCUCUAUGGAAACCUUGGGGAAGAUAUCAACAAAUGGAUGGUUUGUCUCAACGACAUAAAGAAAACAAGAACCACAUUCGACACAUCUGAUACACGACGUGAAUUCGGCCCUGUUGUCAUAGAUUUCGCAAAAGUACAGAGCAAAGUGUCACUAAAAUACGACUCUUGGCAUAAAGAAACCUUAAGUAAGUUUGGUACUUUACUAAGCAACGAAAUGGCGACCUUCCAUACCAACGUAUCGAAAUCCAGAUCAGAUUUAGAGCAGCAAAGCAUCGAAGCCGCUAGCACAUCGGACGCUGUGACUUUCAUUACAUACGUUCAGCAGCUGAAGAGGAACAUGAAAGCCUGGGAAAAACAGGUGGAAGUGUACAGGGAAGGUCAACGAAUCCUGGAAAGGCAAAGAUUUCAAUUCCCCACAAGCUGGCUUCACGUCGAAAACCUCGAAGGAGAGUGGGGUGCUUUCAACGAAAUCAUCAAAAGGAAGGAUUCCUCCAUACAAACCCAAGUUGCUAGCUUGCAACAGAAGAUUGUCUCUGAAGACAAGGCUGUUGAAAGUCGCACCAAUGACUUCUUAGUCGACUGGGAGAAGAGCAAACCCGUAGAAGGACAUUUGAAACCUGACGAAGCCUUACAACAACUCCAAUUAUUCGAAAGCAAAUUCACCAGAUUGAAGGAAGAAAGGGAUAACGUUGCUAAAGCUAAGGAAGCUUUGGAGUUACAAGAACCAGGCGGUAUCAGCACUAGUGAAGAUAGAAUGCAAGUGGUGUUCGAGGAGUUGCAAGAUUUGCGUGGAGUGUGGUCGGAAUUGAGCAGAAUCUGGACGCAAAUCGACGAAACCAGAGAAAAACCGUGGUUAUCGGUGCAACCAAGAAAAUUGCGUCAACAAUUAGACGCUAUGUCUUCGCAGUUGAAAGAACUACCAGCAAGGCUACGCCAAUAUGCUUCGUAUGAGUACGUAAAGAAAACUCUGCAGACUUAUACGAAAGUUAACAUGAUGAUUGUCGAACUGAAAUCGGACGCCCUUAAGGAGCGCCACUGGAAGCAACUAAUGAAGCAAUUAAGAGUUAACUGGGUGUUAUCUGAUUUAACUCUAGGACAAGUAUGGGAUGUAAACCUACAGAAAAACGAGUCCAUAGUCAAGGAUAUAAUUCUUAUUGCACAAGGUGAAAUGGCGCUGGAAGAAUUCUUGAAGCAAGUUCGCGAAUCAUGGCAAACCUACGAGUUGGACUUAAUCAACUAUCAAAACAAAUGCAAGCUCAUUAGAGGCUGGGACGAUUUGUUUAAUAAAGUUAAAGAACACAUCAACUCCGUAGCAGCCAUGAAGCUAUCGCCUUACUACAAAGUUUUUGAGGAGGAAGCACUAACGUGGGAAGAAAAGUUAAACAGAAUCAACGCGUUGUUUGAUGUUUGGAUUGAUGUGCAACGCAGAUGGGUUUACCUUGAAGGUAUCUUCUCUGGAAGUGCUGACAUCAAGACUCUUCUCCCAGUAGAAACAUCCAGAUUCCAGAGCAUCAGCUCUGAAUUUUUGGGCCUAAUGAAGAAGGUUUCCAAGUCGCCGAUGGUUAUGGACGUUCUUAACAUACCCGGUGUGCAAAGAGCUCUUGAAAGGCUUGCAGAUUUAUUGGGCAAAAUCCAAAAAGCACUUGGAGAGUAUUUGGAAAGAGAGCGUACCUCAUUUCCACGAUUCUACUUCGUCGGUGACGAAGACUUACUUGAAAUCAUUGGUAACAGCAAAAACAUCGCGAGAUUACAAAAGCACUUCAAGAAAAUGUUUGCCGGUGUUGCCGCCAUCAUUCUAAACGAAGACAACAAUGUAAUUAAAGGUAUAGCUUCCAGAGAAGGCGAGGAAGUACCAUUUGGAAAAGCUGUUUCAACCGUUGAGCACCCGAAAAUCAACGAAUGGUUAACUUUGGUCGAGAAAGAAAUGCGCGUUACCCUAGCUUCGAGUUUAGCUCAGUCCGUACAAGAUAUAAAACAGUUUAAAGACGGUAUAGAUCCUAAACUGUACAUGGAAUGGGUCGACAAAUAUCAAGCGCAAAUUGUGGUACUGGCAGCGCAAAUAUUGUGGAGUGAAGACGUUGAAGCCGCUCUAGUUAAAAUGAAUGGAGAACCUCAAAAAGGGGUUUUAGAGAAGGUUCUGCAACAAGUUGAGAACACUUUAAAUGUUCUGGCUGACUCCGUACUGCAAGAACAACCUCAAUUGCGCAGAAAGAAGUUGGAGCAUUUGAUUAACGAGUUCGUACACAAAAGAACCGUCACUAGAAGGCUUAUCGCCAACGGAGUUUGCAGUAAUAAGUCCUUUGAGUGGCUUUGCGAAAUGCGGUUCUAUUUCGACCCCAGGCAAACCGAAGUGCUAAAACAGUUAACAAUCCACAUGGCAAAUGCCAAAUUCUACUACGGAUUUGAGUACCUAGGUGUACAAGACAGACUUGUACAAACACCGCUUACAGAUAGAUGCUACCUUACGAUGACGCAAGCACUGGAGGCGAGGCUGGGUGGUUCGCCAUUCGGUCCAGCAGGAACCGGUAAAACCGAGUCGGUUAAAGCGUUGGGUAACCAAUUGGGACGAUUCGUGUUGGUGUUUAACUGCGACGAGACGUUCGAUUUCCAAGCCAUGGGCAGAAUCUUCGUCGGUCUUUGCCAAGUGGGCGCGUGGGGUUGCUUCGACGAAUUCAACAGAUUGGAGGAGAGGAUGUUGUCGGCUGUUUCGCAGCAAGUGCAAACGAUACAAGAAGCGUUAAAAUCACAAAAGGAAUCGGCUUUGGAAGGAAAAACCACAGGCAGUAUAAGUGUUGAGUUGGUUGGAAAACAAGUCAGAGUGUCGCCUGAUAUGGCCAUUUUCAUCACCAUGAAUCCUGGUUAUGCUGGAAGAUCAAAUCUGCCUGACAACUUAAAGAAACUCUUUAGAUCACUAGCUAUGACAACGCCAGACAGACAGUUGAUUGCAGAAGUAAUGCUGUUCUCACAAGGUUUCAGAACAGCCGAGAAAUUAGCCUGCAAAAUCGUACCAUUCUUCAAACUAUGCGACGAACAACUAUCAAACCAAUCUCACUACGACUUUGGUCUAAGAGCAUUAAAAUCAGUGCUGAUAUCAGCCGGUAACGUUAAAAGAGAUCGCAUACAGAAAAUUAAAGAUGAGAAGAUCCAAAGAGGUGAGACAAACAUUGAUGAAGCCAGUAUUGCUGAGAAUUUACCUGAACAAGAGAUUUUAAUACAAUCAGUCUGUGAGACAAUGGUACCCAAAUUGGUUGCUGAAGAUAUCCCGUUAUUGUUUAGCUUGCUGAAUGAUGUGUUCCCCAAUGUACAAUAUACCAGGGCUGAAAUGAAAGGUCUUAAGGAUGAAAUCAGGAAAGUGUGCGCUGAAGAAUACCUGGUUUGCGGUGAAGGCGAUGAACAAGGCUCACACUGGAUGGAAAAGGUUUUGCAACUGUACCAAAUCUCCAAUCUCAACCAUGGCUUGAUGAUGGUUGGCCCCAGCGGAUCUGGUAAAAGUACCGCCUGGAGGGUUUUACUUAAAGCCCUGGAAAGGUUUGAAGGUGUAGAGGGAGUUGCUCAUGUUAUCGAUCCUAAAGCUAUCAGUAAGGAAGCUUUGUAUGGUGUUUUGGAUCCAAAUACUCGAGAAUGGACUGAUGGUCUCUUUACUCACAUCUUAAGAAAAAUCAUUGAUAACGUUCGCGGCGAAAUUAACAAACGCCAGUGGAUUAUAUUCGAUGGCGAUGUGGACCCAGAAUGGGUAGAAAAUUUAAAUUCAGUUCUUGACGAUAACAAACUAUUAACUCUUCCAAACGGUGAACGUUUAUCACUUCCACCAAACGUACGAAUCAUGUUUGAAGUGCAAGACUUAAAAUACGCCACUCUAGCUACAGUAUCGCGUUGUGGUAUGGUUUGGUUCUCUGAAGAUGUACUUUCUACAGAGAUGAUUUUCGAGAAUUAUAUGUUAAGAUUAAAGAGUAUUCCUCUGGAAGAGGGUGAGGAUGAUAGUUUUGGAAUGAAGAACGAGAAAAACGAAGACAUGUUAUCACCAUCACUUCAAAUACAAGUUGAUGUUGCUAAUAUGAUGCAAGCAUACUUUGCUUCAGACGGUUUGGUGGUAAGAUGCUUAGAGCACGCCAUGGAGCAAGAACACAUAAUGGAUUUCACGAGAUUGAGAGCUCUAAGUUCGUUAUUUUCCAUGUUGAAUCAAUCCGUGAGGAAUAUUUUGCAAUAUAAUCACGCUCAUUCCGAUUUUCCGAUGUCCAAUGAUCAAAUGGAGCGUUAUAUACCGAAAUGCUUAGUGUAUAGUUUACUCUGGUCAUUUGCUGGGGAUGCUAAAUUAAAAGUUCGUUCAGAUUUGGGUGAUUUCUUACGUUCGGUUACUACAGUUCCACUACCGGCGGAUCCUAGUGCUUCGAUAAUCGAUUUUGAGGUUAACAUUGAUGGGGAAUGGUCUCCAUGGUCUAACAAGGUUCCACAAAUUGAAGUGGAGACUCAUAAAGUUGCAUCUCCAGAUAUUGUGGUACCUACUUUGGAUACAGUAAGGCACGAAUCCCUUUUGUAUACUUGGUUGGCUGAACACAAACCUCUUGUACUGUGUGGUCCUCCUGGUUCUGGUAAAACAAUGACACUAUUCUCCGCUCUAAGGGCAUUACCCGAUAUGGAAGUAGUAGGUCUUAACUUUUCAUCAGCCACAACUCCAGAGUUGCUGUUGAAAACAUUCGAUCAUUAUUGCGAAUACAGAAAAACACCCAACGGUGUUGUGUUAGCCCCAGUACAGCUCGGUAAAUGGUUGGUAUUAUUCUGCGACGAAAUCAACUUACCAGAUAUGGACAACUACGGAACCCAACGCGUAAUAAUGUUCCUACGUCAAAUAGUCGAACAAAAAGGUUUCUACCGCGCUUCCGAUCAAACCUGGGUAUCUCUCGAACGUAUUCAAUUUGUGGGCGCUUGUAAUCCGCCUACAGAUCCAGGCAGAAAGCCUUUAUCGCACAGAUUUCUUCGUCAUGUACCAGUAGUAUACGUGGAUUACCCUGGUGAAACUUCUUUGAAGCAGAUCUACGGUACUUUUACGAGAGCGAUGUUAAGGUUAACACCAGGUUUAAGAGGUUAUUCGGAACCGUUGACAAACGCCAUGGUGGAGUUUUAUUUGGCGUCACAAGACAGAUUUACUCAAGAUAUGCAGCCUCACUACGUGUACUCACCUCGUGAGAUGACUCGAUGGGUUAGAGGAAUUUGCGAGGCUAUCAGACCUCUGGAUAAUUUGCCAGUUGAAGGUUUGGUGAGGUUGUGGGCUCAUGAAGCCUUAAGGCUUUUCCAGGACAGGCUUGUUGAAGAUACUGAACGUCGAUGGACCAAUGAAAACAUAGAUGCUGUGGCAUUAAAACACUUCCCAUCCGCAAACUGCGAAAACGCCUUGGAAAGACCAAUACUAUAUAGUAAUUGGUUGAGUAAGGAUUACAUACCGGUAGAUAGAGAACAAUUAAGGGAGUAUGUAAAGGCAAGACUUAAGGUUUUCUAUGAAGAAGAAUUGGAUGUUCCUUUGGUGUUGUUCGAUGAAGUUCUCGAUCAUGUACUAAGAAUUGACAGGAUUUUUAGGCAGCCACAAGGUCAUUUACUUUUGAUCGGGGUGUCUGGAGCUGGAAAAACGACUCUUUCCAGAUUCGUAGCCUGGAUGAACGGCUUGAGCAUCUUCCAGAUUAAAGUACACAACAAAUAUACCGCUGAAGAUUUCGAUGAAGAUUUAAGAUCAGUAUUGAGAAGAAGCGGUUGUAAAGACGAGAAAAUCGCUUUUAUCCUUGAUGAAUCAAACAUGUUGGAUUCCAGUUUCCUGGAGAGAAUGAACACUUUGUUGGCCAAUGGAGAAGUUCCCGGAUUAUUUGAGGGAGACGAAUACACAACUUUAAUGACGCAGUGCAAGGAAGGCGCCCAAAGAGAAGGGCUUAUGCUGGAUUCUAACGACGAGCUCUACAAGUGGUUUACACAACAAGUUAUGCGCAACUUACACGUUGUUUUCACGAUGAAUCCAUCCACAGACGGUUUGAAAGACAGAGCGGCCACAUCCCCAGCCUUGUUCAACAGAUGCGUAUUGAAUUGGUUUGGAGAUUGGUCUGAUGGCGCGCUAUUCCAAGUCGGAAAAGAGUUCACAAACAGACUGGACUUGGAUAGACCCAACUGGAAAUCACCCGACUUUUUCCCUGCAGUUUGUACGCACAUUUCAGCUACACCAGUACAUAGGGAAGCUGUUAUAAACGCUUGCGUUUACGUGCAUCAAACGUUGCAUAAAGCUAACGCUAGAUUGGCGAAAAGAGGUGGAAGAACUAUGGCUAUUACUCCUAGACAUUACUUGGACUUCAUCCAUCAUUUUGUCAAGCUCCACAACGAGAAACGUUCGGACUUGGAAGAACAACAACUCCACUUAAACGUUGGUCUAAGCAAGAUUGCAGAAACAGUAGAACAAGUGGAAGAGAUGCAGAAAUCCUUAGCGGUUAAAUCGCAAGAAUUGCAAGCCAAAAAUGAAGCUGCCAACGCUAAACUCAAGCAGAUGGUUAAAGAUCAACAAGAAGCCGAGAAGAAGAAGGUGCAGAGUCAGGAAAUUCAGCAACAAUUGGCUGGACAAACCAUCCACAUUGAGCAAAAACGCACCGAAGUAAUGGCGGAUUUGGCACAAGUAGAACCAGCUGUUAUAGACGCUCAAACAGCCGUAAAGUCGAUCAAAAAGCAGCAAUUGGUCGAGAUCCGUACGAUGGCGAACCCACCUGCCGUUGUAAAGCUGGCCUUAGAGUCCAUUUGCUUGUUGCUCGGUGAAAAUGCAAGCGACUGGAAGUCUAUCAGGACCGUCAUCAUGCGUGAUAACUUCAUCAAUACUGUAGUCAACAAUUUUAACACUGAGGACAUUAGCGAUGAUGUACGCGAUAAAAUGAGGUCCCGUUACCUAAGUAACCCUGAUUACAACUUCGAAAAAGUAAACCACGCCAGUAACGCUUGCGGACCGUUGGUGAAGUGGGCCUUGGCGCAAAUUCAAUACGCAGACAUGCUAAAAAAAGUUGAACCUCUUCGGGAGGAGUUGAACUCUCUGGAGACGCAAGCUGAAACAAAUCAAAAGCGCGGCGAUGAAGUUAAGAGUCUUAUCGCGCAAUUAGAGCACAGUAUCGCUUCAUACAAGGAAGAAUAUGCGCAAUUAAUUGCGCAAGCGCAAGCUAUAAAAACUGAUUUGGAAAAUGUGCAAGCCAAAGUUGACAGAUCUAUAGCCCUACUAAAAUCCUUGGUUAUUGAAAGGGAAAGGUGGGAGGCUACAAGCGAAACAUUCAGAUCGCAAAUGUCCACAAUUAUUGGAGACGUUUUACUAUCCGCCGCAUUCAUUGCUUAUGGUGGUUACUUCGAUCAACAUUACCGUCAAAACUUGUUCACCACAUGGUGUCAACAUCUGACACAAGCCACCAUACAGUACAGACCUGACAUUGCUAGAACUGAGUAUUUAUCAAAUCCAGACGAAAGGUUAAGGUGGCAAGCCAACGCUUUACCAACGGACGAUCUGUGUACUGAAAACGCUAUAAUGUUAAAGAGGUUCAAUAGGUAUCCUUUAAUAAUCGAUCCUUCAGGGCAAGCAACCGAAUAUAUCAUGAACGAAUUCAAGGAUAAAAAGAUUACCAAAACUAGUUUUCUGGAUGAUUCUUUUAGAAAGAACCUGGAAUCUGCGUUACGAUUCGGUAACCCUCUCUUGGUUCAAGACGUCGAAAACUAUGACCCAAUUUUAAACCCCGUUCUAAACAAAGAACUUCGCAGAACUGGCGGUCGUGUUUUGAUCACUCUCGGCGAUCAAGACAUAGAUUUGUCACCGUCUUUCGUCAUUUUCUUGUCCACGAGAGAUCCAACCGUCGAGUUCCCGCCGGAUAUCUGCUCCAGAGUUACAUUUGUUAACUUUACUGUAACCAGAAGCUCGCUACAAAGCCAAUGUUUGAAUCAAGUACUAAAAGCAGAACGACCUGAUAUCGAUGCCAAACGUUCAGAUCUGUUGAAGUUGCAAGGGGAGUUCCAUUUGAGGUUGAGGCAGCUUGAGAAGUCUCUAUUGCAAGCUUUGAAUGACGCUAAAGGUAAAAUUCUGGAUGAUGAUAGCGUUAUCACUACGUUGGAAACUCUUAAACAGGAAGCAGCAGAAAUCGGUCAAAAAGUUGAAGAAACUGAUAAGGUUAUUUCGGAGAUCGAGAUGGUAUCUCAACAGUACAUGCCUUUAUCACAGGCUUGUAGUAAUACCUAUUUCACCAUGGAUUCUCUCAACCAAGUGCAUUUCUUGUACCAGUACUCCCUUAAAAUGUUUUUGGAUAUGUUCAGUACAGUACUGCUAAGUAAUCCACAGUUGGAUGGAGUUUCCGACUAUCAACAAAGGCUCAACAUUAUCACCAGAGAUCUUUUACAGGUUUGUUAUGAAAGAGUUGCGAGAGGCAUGAUACACAACGAUCGUUUAACAUUCGCUUUACUAUUGUGUCGAAUUCAUCUUAAAGGAGUUCCAAGCGAACCAAAUUUGGACCAAGAGUUCAACUUCUUCCUUAGAGGUAAAGAAGGCGUAUUUACGUCAUCCUCAACCGAUUCUGUGGACGGUUUGAACAAUGAGCAACAAGAAGCCUUGACUAGGUUAUCAUUGAGAUUGCCGGCGUUUAAAAAGUUACCGGAGAAAAUCCGCGAAAUGCCAGAGUUUGGAAACUGGUUGCAGCAAAGCACGCCUGAGCAAUGCGUGCCUGGUUUGUGGAUUGAAGAGAAACAGUUGAGUCCGAUUGGAACUUCCAUGUAUCAACUCCUGGUUAUACAAGCUUUUAGACCUGAUAGAGUUAUAGCUGCAGCUUCGUUGUUUGUUACCGCUGUGUUGGGUGUUGAUUUCAUGCCCAGCGCUGAAAAAGAAUUGGACUUGGCUGCUUGCGUUGAAAAAGAAAUAAGAUCCAAUGUACCAGCUUUACUGUGUUCCGUACCAGGUUUUGAUGCUUCAAGCAGGGUUGACGAUCUAGCCGCCGAGAUAAACAAACAAAUUUCAAGCAUCGCUAUUGGUUCCGCUGAAGGCUUUAACCAAGCUGAUAGGGCUAUAAAUAUGGCCUGUAAAACUGGCCGUUGGGUUAUGUUGAAGAACGUGCAUUUAGCCCCACAAUGGCUUAUACAACUCGAAAAAAAAUUGCAUUCGCUACAACCACAUGCAGGCUUUAGACUGUUUUUGACAAUGGAAAUAAAUCCCAAACUACCUGUUAACUUGCUAAGAGCUGGAAGGAUAUUCGUGUUUGAACCCCCACCAGGCAUACGCGCCAAUUUACUGCGCACGUUCAGUACAGUUCCUGCAAGCAGGAUGAUGAAAGCGCCCAAUGAACGCGCUAGGUUGUACUUUCUGCUCGCCUGGUUCCACGCAAUCGUGCAGGAGAGGUUGAGGUAUGCACCGCUAGGUUGGGCAAAACACUACGAGUUCAGCGAAAGCGAUUUGAGAGUCGCUUGCGAUACUUUGGAUACAUGGAUCGACUCUACAGCGAUGGGUCGUACCAACUUACCGCCGGAAAAAGUGCCAUGGGACGCGCUUGUAACGCUCCUCUCACAAUCGAUUUACGGUGGUAAGAUCGAUAACGAUUUCGAUCAACGUUUACUGAAAUCGUUCCUGAAGAAACUCUUUACACCAAAAAGCUUUGAAGGCGACUUUGCCUUAGUGGCGAAUAUUGAUAACGGUCCUGGUGGUAACAGACAUAUAACUAUGCCUGAUGGUACCAGGCGUGAUCAUUUCUUGAAGUGGAUAGAAAGUUUAGCCGAUAGACAAACACCAGCUUGGUUGGGUCUACCAAAUAAUGCCGAAAAAGUCUUGUUAACUACAAGGGGAACUGAUUUAGUGAGCAAAUUGUUGAAAAUGCAACAGUUGGAGGAUGACGAUGAAUUGGCUUAUUCCGUGGAUGAAUCAUCACCAGACCCUGCUCAAGUAGAUGGAAGACCAUCAUGGAUGAAAACUCUGCACAACUCCGCUUUAACAUGGCUUCAAUUAAUACCUAAAAACCUACAAACCUUAAAGAGAACAGUAGAAAACAUCAAAGAUCCUCUCUAUAGAUACUUUGAAAGAGAAGUCAACACAGCCUCAAAACUGCUGUUAGACGUAAUCCACGACUUAAACGAUGUUUUACUGAUUUGCCAAGGAGAAAAGAAGCAGACUAACUACCAUAGAACCAUGUUGGGCGAGUUGGUUCGAGGUAUUAUACCAGUAAACUGGCAUAAAUAUACCGUCCCGAAAGGGUGCACUGUCAUACAAUGGAUAACAGACUUUAGUCAACGUGUAAAGCAGUUGCAGCAAGUUUCCCUGGUGGUAUCAGCUGCUGGCGCAAAAGAAUUACAGAGUUUCCCGGUGUGGUUGGGAGGAUUAUUAAACCCUGAAGCUUAUAUAACUGCGACAAGGCAGUGUAUUGCACAAGCUAAUAGCUGGCCUUUAGAAGAGUUACAUUUGGAGGUUACUAUUACGGAUUCCAAUGAUAAAUCCAGUAUUCCCAGCGAUUGUUUUGCUGUCAUAGGCAUUAAACUUCAAGGAGCUCAAUGUCGCAACAACCAACUCUUGCUGACCUCUAGCAUUAUGUUGGAGUUACCUAUAACUCUUUUAAGAUGGGUGAGAGUUAUAGGGGAAGAAAAGGUAACUGGAAGCAGAUUAUCUCUACCAAUUUACUUGAAUUCUACUAGAACAGAGCUGCUCUACACUAUAGACCUGAACAUAGCUCCAGGUCAAGAUCCUCAUAGCUUCUAUGAAAGAGGAGUUGCUCUACUUACGUCUACAGCUUUGAAUUAGGUCUUUUAGAUAAUAGAUAAGUAUAAAAUGCUUAAUAUUUAUUGUAAUUAUUAUAUUUUAAUCUGUAAUACACGC
This is a messenger RNA of Brassicogethes aeneus, 14108 nucleotides long. The record is from the annotation of a GenBank genome assembly. NCBI's taxonomy places the organism in Eukaryota, Metazoa, Arthropoda, Insecta, Coleoptera, Nitidulidae.